Messenger RNA from Elgaria multicarinata webbii, 4181 nucleotides. RefSeq names its product glutamate ionotropic receptor AMPA type subunit 3 (gene GRIA3). NCBI's taxonomy places the organism in Eukaryota, Metazoa, Chordata, Lepidosauria, Squamata, Anguidae. Gene Ontology annotation, cellular component: postsynaptic density membrane; dendritic spine; plasma membrane. The record is from RefSeq and is a predicted model, not a curated record. Gene Ontology annotation, molecular function: transmitter-gated monoatomic ion channel activity involved in regulation of postsynaptic membrane potential; AMPA glutamate receptor activity. The transcript is spliced from 16 exons. Bases 80 to 2746 code for a protein of 888 amino acids. Gene Ontology annotation, biological process: monoatomic ion transport; synaptic transmission, glutamatergic; modulation of chemical synaptic transmission.
UGCUCCGAUGCCCGUCUGGUCAGUUUCGUUCCAGGAAUUGAGCUGCAGAGACUGACGGAGAAACCGACCAACGCGAAAUAUGGGGCAGCUGGCGCCUCCAACUCUUCUCUUGCUUCUGGUGGGGCUUCUGGGAGAGUCGCGAGGAGGCUUUCCGAACACCAUCAGUAUAGGAGGACUUUUCAUGAGAAACACAGUCCAGGAGCACAGUGCGUUCCGAUUUGCUGUACAGUUAUACAACACAAACCAAAAUUUCACCGAGAAACCUUUCCACUUGAACUAUCACGUUGACCAUCUGGAUUCCUCCAACAGUUUUUCAGUAACAAAUGCAUUCUGUUCACAGUUUUCCAGGGGAGUCUAUGCCAUCUUUGGAUUCUACGACCAGAUGUCGAUGAACACGCUGACGUCCUUUUGUGGGGCGCUGCACACAUCUUUCAUCACGCCCAGCUUCCCAACUGAUGCUGAUGUGCAGUUUGUCAUUCAGAUGCGGCCAGCUCUGAAAGGAGCCAUCUUGAGCCUUCUGACUUAUUACAACUGGGAAAAGUUUGUAUAUCUGUAUGACACAGAAAGAGGGUUUUCCAUUCUUCAGGCAAUUAUGGAAGCUGCCGUGCAAAAUAAUUGGCAAGUGACAGCCCGUUCUGUGGGAAGCAUAAAGGACGUUCAGGAGUUUAAGGCAAUCAUUGAGGAAAUGGACAAGCGGCAGGAGAAGAGAUACUUGAUAGAUUGCGAAGUGGAAAGAAUAAACACCAUUUUGGAACAGGUUUCAAUCCUUAGUAAAAAUUCCAGAAGUUAUCACUACAUGCUGGCUAACCUGGGUUUUACAGACAUUUCUGUGGAAAGAGUGGUGCAAGGAGGUGCCAACGUAACUGGAUUUCAGAUUAUUAAUAACGAAAACCCGAUGGUCCAGCAGUUUAUGCAGCGCUGGGUGAGACUAGAUGAAAGGGAAUUCCCGGAAGCCAAAAAUUCUCCAUUGAAGUAUACAUCUGCACUGACCCACGAUGCCAUACUGGUCAUCGCAGAAGCUUUUCGGUACCUUCGAAGGCAGCGUGUCGAUGUCUCACGGAGAGGUAGUGCCGGAGAUUGCUUAGCCAACCCAGCUGUGCCUUGGAGCCAAGGAAUUGAUAUAGAGAGAGCACUGAAAAUGGUCCAAGUGCAAGGAAUGACGGGAAAUAUCCAAUUUGACACCUACGGACGUAGAACUAAUUAUACCAUCGAUGUGUAUGAAAUGAGACCUGGUGGGCCACGGAAGGCUGGUUACUGGAAUGAAUAUGAAAGAUUUGUGCCUGCAGUUGACCCCACAGUCUCCAAUGAUACUUCCUCUGUUGAGAACAGGACUAUCGUGGUCACCACCAUUCUCGAGGCCCCCUACGUGAUGCGCAAGCAGUCUCCUGACCAAAAAGAAGGGAACGAGAAAUACGAAGGCUAUUGCGUUGAUCUCGCUUAUGAAAUUGCAAAACAUGUUGGGAUAAAAUAUGUCUUGUCCAUUGUUCCUGAUGGGAAAUACGGAGCGAGGGAUCCUGACAGUAAGAUGUGGAAUGGCAUGGUGGGUGAACUGGUCUAUGGGAGAGCAGACAUAGCUGUUGCCCCCCUGACAAUCACCUUGGUCCGAGAAGAAGUCAUAGACUUUUCCAAGCCCUUCAUGAGUCUCGGUAUCUCCAUCAUGAUCAAGAAGCCUCAGAAAUCUAAACCGGGUGUCUUCUCUUUUUUGGAUCCUUUGGCCUAUGAGAUUUGGAUGUGUAUAGUCUUUGCUUACAUUGGAGUGAGCGUGGUUCUGUUCCUAGUCAGCCGAUUCAGUCCGUACGAGUGGCAUUUGGAAGACAACCAGGAAGAGCCGCGAGACCCACAGAACCCUCCUGACCCUCCAAAUGAGUUUGGGAUAUUUAACAGCCUUUGGUUUUCCCUGGGUGCCUUUAUGCAGCAAGGAUGCGAUAUUUCUCCAAGAUCUCUCUCAGGGAGAAUUGUCGGAGGCGUCUGGUGGUUCUUCACCCUCAUCAUUAUCUCUUCCUACACUGCCAACCUCGCUGCCUUCCUCACGGUGGAAAGGAUGGUGUCUCCCAUAGAAAGUGCUGAAGACCUGGCUAAGCAGACCGAAAUUGCCUAUGGAACUUUGGAUUCAGGCUCAACCAAGGAAUUUUUUAGAAGAUCCAAAAUAGCUGUCUAUGAGAAAAUGUGGUCGUACAUGAAGUCGGCGGAACCAUCUGUGUUUGCCAAAACGACGGCGGACGGGGUGGCCCGCGUGAGGAAAUCAAAGGGGAAGUUUGCCUUCCUGCUUGAAUCGACCAUGAAUGAGUACAUUGAACAACGAAAGCCCUGUGACACAAUGAAAGUUGGUGGGAACCUGGAUUCCAAAGGCUAUGGUGUAGCAACUCCCAAAGGCUCAGCAUUAAGAACUCCUGUAAACCUUGCAGUAUUGAAACUCAGUGAACAAGGCAUCUUAGACAAGCUGAAAAACAAAUGGUGGUACGAUAAGGGUGAAUGUGGAGCCAAGGACUCUGGAAGUAAGGACAAGACAAGCGCUUUGAGUCUGAGCAAUGUUGCUGGGGUUUUCUAUAUCCUUGUCGGAGGCCUGGGCCUUGCCAUGACGGUGGCAUUGAUAGAGUUCUGUUACAAGUCUCGGGCCGAGACCAAACGAAUGAAACUCACAAAGAACACACAAAACUUUAAGCCUGCUCCUGCACCCAAUACGCAGAAUUAUGCUACGUACAGAGAAGGCUACAACGUGUAUGGAACAGAAAGUGUUAAGAUCUAGUGGUACGCCUAAAGGUCCAAUCCUGCGCUUACAAUGGCAUGCAAAGGGAGGAGCAAACCGAGAUCGUGGAGACUUCAGAGAACCUGAACACCUGAGCCAAUUUUACUCCCUCCCUAGGUGUCGGGCCUGACACAUUAUAUUGACGAUGGUGCAAUGAACUUUUCAUAGGAAUUUUUUUUUCCUUCAGUGCCUUAUGGGAGAUUCUUAAGACUCAAAAACAAUGCAAACCAUCAAAAAAAAAAUCUCACUUUGCUUGAAAAUCAAACGAAGAUGACAAGACAAUGGACUGAUGACAAGUCAAUAUUCUAAGACGUGGAGAGAGAGAGAGAGAGAGAGAGAGAACAAAAAAAUAUUCUUGUAAAAAUAAUUUUAACAAAAGUUUAACAGAAGCCAUUCUUUGAUACCACUGCACAGUAUAUGGACAUAAUUCUUUUGAAAAGAAACAAAAUGUUUUCAAGUGCCCCCCCCCUUAUUAAAGUAUUAAGCCGUUCUUAAUCUUAUGCCUCAGAAAACCACUACUUACUUUCCUAGAGCAACCUGUUACCUAACUCUGUGAUUUAAUAUCACCCUUUUUUCUUUGUUUCCUUCCUUCCUGGUGGUAAGGAUUGUCUUUUAAUUCUAGAUUCUGCCUCACACUUUUAAGAAAAUGCAUAUAUCAGCUCCAACAAGUGAAUGUAACAUACAAAAAAAGAAGAGAGGGCAGAGAGAUUUUUUUUUAAAAAAAUCAUUGCAGAGGAUUGUCCAUCAAUCUAUCAGGGAAGGACAUAGCGUAUUUUACAAAGGGAAGCCUUCAACAAGAAAAACAGAGGGCAGGCCAGUAUUUACACCUGUUUUCUCUAUCAUCUAUAAGUGCUUUCUUUAAAAAAUAAUAAUAAUAGGAAUAAUAACAAUUAAUAGCACCUGAGAGCUUUCAGAGGAUACUGUUCACAAUCUUUGUUUCCUGCUGGAUGUCUCUGGUUGUGUGCUUGCAUUUUAUUUUAUUUUUAAAAAAUUGCAUUUAAUAUCAAAAGCGACAGAACUGAAGAAUAUAUUUGUCCCCUUUUCAGAAUCCCUGACUUUUUUUUUUUGCCUCUUCUUUUCUUCUUUUCUGUAAUUUAAAAAAAAACAAAAAUCUAGCACUGUGCUCAGACGGCUUUGUGGCUCACCCUCGCUUUGUAAACAGGAUGGUACCUCAAAUGAGACCAGUUGGUCCAGCUCAAAAUGAAACGCUGUAGCAUUACUGUUGCUGGUAGUUAUUAUAUUCCUAGCUGUUGUCAGUCGUCAUUUCAUGGCUACUUAUCAAAAAGAAAAAGAAAAAGGUGUUUAGGUUCAUCCUUAGGUCCAUAAAGAAUAUAAGGCAUUCCAGAAUACACCACACAAGCUAUAGACUGUGCAUUACUGCCUUACAGCUUUUCAGAUGUAGGAUGUGUUCCAAAUAUGGACCUAUCAGAAAUCU